AUGACGAAAACAUUUGAGAUGAGUGACCUUGAGUUGAUGCACUAUUUUUUGGGCAUCGAAAUAAACCAAGAAGAAGAUGGAAUCUUCAUAUGCCAGAAAAAGUACACUGAGAAUCUUUUGAAAAAGUUCAAAAUGUACAGGUGCAAGACUGUUGCUACUCCACUUAUAACCAAUGAGAAAUUAAGAAAGGAAGAUGGAUCAAGAAAAGCUAAUGAAUCAGUUUACAGAAGUCUCAUUGGGAGCUUACUAUACUUAACAACAACAAGACCUGACAUCAUGUAUGCGACGAGCUUACUAUCAAGAUUUAUGCAAAAUCCAAGUCAAAUACACUAUGGAGCAGCAAAGGGAAUAUUAAGAUACUUGCAAGGCACAAUUGACUAUGGCAUAUGGUAUAAGCCCACUAUAGAUCCAAGGCUAUUUGGCUACACAGACAGUGAUUGGGCUGGAUCAGUAGAUGACAUGAAAAGCACAUCAGGCUAUGCAUUUACAAUUGGAUCAGGAAUAUUUUCAUGGUCAUCAAAGAAACAAGAGACUGUGGCUUUAUCAUCAGCAGAAGCCGAGUAUGUAGCAGCAGCAAGUUCAACAUGUCAAGCUAUUUGGCUCAAAAGAAUAUUUGAAGAUAUGGGAGAGUGCCAAACAGAAACUACUGAAAUACUUUGCGACAACAAGUCUACUAUAGCAAUGGCGAAGAAUCCUGUAUUUCACAGCAAGACAAAGCAUAUCGCCAUCAAGCACCACUUCUUACGAGAAGUCUCAGCAAACAAAGAGGUUGAGCUCAAGUAUUGCAAGACAGAGGAGCAAAUUGCAGACAUUUUUACUAAGGCACUCCCUAGACCAAGAUUCGAAAUGCUACGUAACAUGCUCGGAAUUACACAAAUGUGCAUUAAGGAGGAGUGUUAA
Molecule: messenger RNA, 900 nt
Organism: Prunus armeniaca (apricot)
Lineage: Eukaryota; Viridiplantae; Streptophyta; Magnoliopsida; Rosales; Rosaceae
Source: the annotation of a GenBank genome assembly